UUUCUCUCUCUAAUUUCUCAAUUUCUUUCUCCGAAAUGGCUAUGCCUAUGGCUUCCCUCUUCUACUUAAUUCUCGCCGGAUUCCUCCUUCCGGCCGCCCAUUCUCUCACCUGUUCUUCCCAGAAAUUCGCAAACAGAACCUUCGCCCAUUGCGAAGAUCUCCCUCAUCUCGAUGCUUUCAUUCACUGGACUUACGAUUCCAAAAAUUCUUCCCUCUCCCUCGCCUUUCUCGCUCCGCCGCCGCGCCCCGGCGGCUGGGUCGCUUGGGCCGUCAACCCCACUGCCACCGGCAUGGCCGGCGCCCAGGCCCUCCUCGUCGGCGGCUCCGGCGCCGCCCCCUCCGUCCGCACCUUCAACAUCUCCUCCUACUCCUCCGUCGUCCCCUCGCCGGAGCUCUCCUUCCCCGUCUGGGACGUCGCCGCUGAGUCCACCGGCGGGCGGUUCACGAUCUACGCCAAGUUGAAAGUUCCGGCCAAGGCCACGUCCCUGAACCAGGUCUGGCAGGUCGGACCGGCCGUCGACCCGUCCGGCGGGCUGACGGUUCACGAGUUUAAACCGGCCAAUCUCAACGCCAGAGGCGUGUUGGAGUUCGUCAAGAGUAAGAAGCGUGAUGCCAGUCCUGCCCCACGCGCCCACGGCGGCGCGUCGCCCGCACCUGCACCCGCGCCGGCCGUCGUCGGAAGGGAAAAUGGCACCGCCACCGCCGCGCCGGGUCCGGAUAAGGGUGGGGCUGCCGGAAUCAGAAGCAGAAAUUUGGGAUCUGUUUUGGGUUUGUUUCUGUUUGUUUGGGGAAUUAUUGUUUUCUAAUUUAAAUUAUAAAUUCUGAUUUUGUAGUUUUUUUUUUUUUUCUACAUCGAUCGAUUUAGAAUUUUGUAGUCGAAGAAAAAGAAAAUAAUAAUAUUGUUUUACAGUUUUGAUUCUA
Molecule: messenger RNA, 921 nt
Organism: Momordica charantia (bitter melon)
Lineage: Eukaryota; Viridiplantae; Streptophyta; Magnoliopsida; Cucurbitales; Cucurbitaceae
Gene: AIR12
Product: auxin-induced in root cultures-like protein
Source: RefSeq, a predicted model, not a curated record